Molecule: messenger RNA, 586 nt
Organism: Haliotis rubra (blacklip abalone)
Lineage: Eukaryota; Metazoa; Mollusca; Gastropoda; Lepetellida; Haliotidae
Exons: 3
Coding region: 1-507 (168 amino acids)
Source: RefSeq, a predicted model, not a curated record
AUGGCCUUCGAAGCGCUGAUUGUGUCGUUGUUCCUAAUAACAAACCACAGUCGACAAAGAUCUCCACGCCUUCCUUCCAACAAACAUCCAUACACUUCAGCACAAGCUGUUGUGGAACUAUUUUCUCUGUCUGUCCAGGGCCCUAUCGCCGCUCUUCCCGUCAUCUUCCGCACCACGCCACAACAAAAGUGCUUCCAGUGCCUCACAGACCCCGUGACAGGAGCCAAGGCGUACCCAGCAGAGUUAGCUCCCCUGCAGUGUACUCGAGCUGAGAUCCGCCAGUUUGCUACAGAAGCCCGGGAGUUGGGUGUACAGUACAUCGGUCUGUGUUGUGGCAGCGCUUCCUACUAUCUGAGGGAGGUCGCCAUUGCCUACGGUCGUAACCCACCUUCUGCCAAAUUUGAGCCUGAUCUCUCCAUGAGUAUAGUAACAGGAAGCGUUCAGCUAUUUGAAAGAGGAGAUCGAGCAAGAAAAGUACGAGCCUUCAUGCUCGGAGAUAUUCAGUGAUGUGAACUCUGAAAUGGAAAUUCAGGGUUUGGAAGCAUGUUAUCAAAGAAAGGGUAUAAUAAAGAACACAUCAAACUUC